Messenger RNA from Vombatus ursinus (common wombat), 1602 nucleotides. RefSeq names its product homeobox protein unc-4 homolog. The record is from RefSeq and is a predicted model, not a curated record. The transcript is spliced from 3 exons. The coding region runs from base 1 to 1602 and encodes 533 amino acids. Gene Ontology annotation, molecular function: sequence-specific double-stranded DNA binding; DNA-binding transcription factor activity, RNA polymerase II-specific. Gene Ontology annotation, biological process: regulation of DNA-templated transcription. NCBI's taxonomy places the organism in Eukaryota, Metazoa, Chordata, Mammalia, Diprotodontia, Vombatidae.
AUGAUGGACAGCCGCAUCCUGGAUCACCCCCAUGCCCAGUUCGGGGGCUCGCUGGGCGGCAUGGUGGGCUUUCCCUACCCCCUAGGCCACCACCACGUCUACGAACUGGCGGGGCACCAACUGCAAUCCGCGGCCGCGGCGGCCGCCGCCGCCGCCUCCGUCCCCUUCUCCAUAGAUGGAUUACUGAAUGGUUCUUGCGCUGCCUCAGUAGUCAAUCCCACCCCACUGCUGCCAUCGGGCUGCGGGGUGAGCGGGGACAGUCAGACCUUCAAGCUGUCAGACUCCGGAGACCCGGAUAAGGAAAGUCCAGGCUGUAAACGGAGAAGAACCCGCACCAACUUCACAGGCUGGCAGCUGGAAGAGCUGGAGAAGGCCUUUAAUGAAAGCCACUACCCAGAUGUCUUCAUGCGGGAAGCGCUGGCUCUACGCUUGGACCUGGUGGAGUCCCGAGUGCAGGUCUGGUUCCAAAACCGCCGGGCCAAAUGGAGAAAGAAGGAGAACACGAAGAAAGGGCCAGGGAGGCCGGCUCACAACUCUCAUCCCACCACGUGCAGCGGGGAGCCCAUGGAUCCAGAGGAGAUAGCCCGAAAGGAGCUGGAGAAGAUGGAGAAGAAGAAACGCAAGCAUGAGAAGAAACUGCUCAAGAGCCAGAGCCGCCACCUGCACUCUCCCAGCAGCCUGUCCUUGCACAGUACGCCCAGCUCCGAUAGUGAUAGCGGCGGCGGCGGCCUCUCCCCAGAGCCCCCAGAGCCGCCCCCGGGAAAGGGCCCACGGCCGGCCCCCAGCGCGGCCAGCGAGCCACCGGCCCCCGGCAGCUGCGACCCAGCCUUUUACCCGAGCCAAAGAAACGGCGCCGGCCUGCAACAGAGGCUGAGCCGGCUCCCAGAUAAGGACUCUUCUUCCUCUUCGUCCUCCUCCUCUUCGUCCUCCUCUUCUUCCUCCUCCUCAUCAGACUGCGCCCCGGGUCGAGGUUCCUCCGGCUUCCCCAAGCCCAGCCCAUUCAGUGUAGAGAGCCUCCUGUCGGACUCACCCCCGCGCCGGAAAGCGCCGGCCACUCUGGACUUUGCGCCGGGCUUGCCUUGUGCCCCGCGGACCCUCAUAGGCAAAGGACAUUUCCUCCUCUAUCCGAUCACCCAACCCCUCGGCUUCCUCGUCCCCCAGGCGGCCCUUAAGGCCGGGCCGGGCCCGGAGCAGGCUCCUAAAGACGCCCCACCAGCUCCCCCGCCCCCCGCCUCUAAUCCUGGCCAGGCCAGUUUCGGGCCAGCCGCGGGACCUCCAGCUUACCCUGGCCCAGGCUCCACGAACUCUCCCUUUGCCAACUGUAGCCCAGACAGCAGUAGCGGGGGCGGCCAGGCUGGGACAGCCCUGGCACCCCCUGCUUACAGGGACUCGGCGGAGGGCGGCGGAACUGGAGCUGGAGGUGGAGCGGGAUGCGGAGCAGAAGCAGGUGGGGGUGGGGGAGGCUUUCCCCAGUCUCCCUCUCCUGCACCGCUCCCCCGGGAGCCCAGCCCCUGUGGGGACACGGCGAACUGUACCGCGACCGAGCCGGUAGGGCCCACGGAGCCUGGCGGUCCUGACUGCGAAGAGCUCGAUAUGGACUGA